Molecule: messenger RNA, 4192 nt
Organism: Portunus trituberculatus (swimming crab)
Lineage: Eukaryota; Metazoa; Arthropoda; Malacostraca; Decapoda; Portunidae
Product: FAD-dependent oxidoreductase domain-containing protein 1-like
Exons: 10
Coding region: 418-2124 (568 amino acids)
Cellular component (GO): cytoplasm
Molecular function (GO): oxidoreductase activity
Source: RefSeq, a predicted model, not a curated record
GAAAAUUUGCAGACGGAAACGAUCCCCAUCGUCUGGCGAUAAGUUCAUGCGGAACGUUGAAAAAUCGACGGAAAUCGCAUUAAUCGACCGAAAAAUUGCUAGUGUGAUACCGCCUUUAUGUUGACCGUUCUUGUUGUGAUACCGUUAAAUAUAGUAUAUGUCGACACACUUGUAAACAAACAGACGACACCGCCGCACCGGCUGUCCUUGGCCGAAAAGCCAGUUUGAAGUGGUUGGAGGAGCUGCGGCUGGCGGUUCAGGGCUAAAGCCUGGUUGUUUAUACGGAAAUUACGACUAUAAGUGGUCAUGAGAGACUUAGUGAAGAUGCCUCCAUCUAUAAGGAAAAGGAAAUGAUAAUAUAAAUACAUUGAAAGUUCAUAAAAGUGUUGAGAAAAAAUUAUAAUAUUUUCCACUAAAAUGUUGCCUGCAUUUAUUUCUUCUUGUGGUGUCCUUAGAAGAUUAAGGGCCAAUGUCGGUAAACUUUGUAGAGUGUGCUCAUCACAACAAAUUGCCAACUCAAGGUGCAGUUUAUCACUCUCAUGCCAGACUCACAAGAGUGAAAAGGACAGUGAGGAUUUUGGUACAGAAGAGGGAAAGGUGGAACAGAAGUUUCGAAAGCAUGAAUACUCAAAUCCAUUUGAGAGGACUUUUGGAAUAUUAAAAGAUGAUGUUGUAAGCUAUUAUAAAAAGCGUAGGAAAUUCAUUGAGGACAUAGCAAAGAAAGCACAGAGCAAUGCAGAAGCUAAUGCAAAACCAGCAUCCAAAAAUAUAUAUGGUUUUGAGCCCAGUAGUGGAGAUGUGGAAGAAAAUAUAUGGCCAUCUCAUUGUGACGUGCUAGUGGUGGGAGGAGGUGCCAUGGGAUCAUCUAUUGCCUACCACAUCAAAGAAAAGGCACGAGGUGGACUCAAUGUGGUGGUGGUGGAGGAAGACCCAGGUUACAAGAAGGCCUCCACAGUGCUUUCAGUGGGUGGCAUCCGGCAGCAGUUUAGCAUCCCAGAGAACAUUGAGCUCUCCAUGUAUGGGAUGGAGUUCCUGCGCAAUAGUCCUGAGCUGCUGGCGGUGGAGGGCUUGGACACCCCAGACAUUCAAUUUAAUCCCAAUGGCUACCUGACGUUGGCAUCAGAAGAAGGAUAUGAGCAGCUCAGACAAAAUUUUGAAUUACAGAUAGACAUGGGAGCAAAAGUGUCCUUCCUCACUAAGUCAGAGCUUUCCAAAAUGUAUCCGUGGCUGAAUGUUUCUGGUGUUGCAGCAGGAGUUUUGGGCAGAGAAAAUGAAGGCUGGUUUGAUCCGUGGAGUUUGCUGAUUGGCCUUCAACGAAAAGCCAUUUCUCUUGGGACACAGUACAUCAGUGGCAAAGUGACUGGCUUUAGUGAAGAGACCAUGGAUGACGUAAUUCUGGAGGGAACACAACAGUCAAACAUCAAACGUAUCACUGCUGCUGAGGUGACUUUGCCCAGCGGAGAGACUCGCACCAUCAACUUUGCCAUCCUGGUGGCAGCCAGUGGGGCGUGGACAGGAGAGCUUGGCCGCAUGGCAGGGAUAGGGGAGGGGCAUGGCAUCCUCAGUGUACCUAUCCCUAUUGAGCCCAGAAAGCGUUAUGUGUAUUGCGUCCAUGCCCCCGAUGGUCCAGGCCUUCAGUCACCAUUAUUGGUUGACCCCAAUGGGACAUACUUCCGACGAGAAGGCUUGGGAGGCCUGUACCUUUGUGGACAGUCACCACCUGAGGACAAAGAGCCAAAUGUGGAUGACCUAGAUGUUGACUAUAGCUUUUUUAAUGACAAUGUGUGGCUAACCAUUGCCCAGAGAGUCCCUGCAUUUGAAAAGUUGAAGCUCCACAGUUCCUGGGCUGGCUACUACGACUACAAUGCCUUCGACCAGAAUGGUAUCAUUGGACUUCAUCCUCUCUUCUCCAACUUCAUGAUUGCCAGUGGUUUCAGUGGCCAUGCCCUCACACUUCCUGGAGGAGUGACUCAGCCACUUGCAGGCAUCCAGCAGGCACCAGGCAUUGGCCGGGCGGUCAUGGAGUGCAUAAUGUAUGGCGGCUACGAGACCAUCAACUUGGAGCGGUUUGGCUUUGAAAGGGUCUUGGCAGAUGUUCCUCUCUUUGAGUCAAAUAUUGUGUAGUUCUGUCAAUUGUAUUCUGUAAUCCAGUUCAUACUAGUAAGUGUUGCUUCAAUUUGCAAAAAUUAAUAUUUUUAUGACAAAAAUUUUUAUCAUGGGUAAUUUUAAAUGUCUUUGUUAUGACUUCAUAAGAUCAUUAUGGAGGCCUUCUCUCUGGGUCAGAUAUAUUUAUGCCUCUACACCCAAGGUUUUCUGCCUAAACCUCACUUCACACUUUUUCAUUUAUAUAUUUAUUUUUUAUUUUAUUUUCCUAUGUGGUAACUGUAUAGUUCAUAUAUAUAUAUAUAUAUAUAUAUAUAUAUAUAUAUAUAUAUAUAUAUAUAUAUAUAUAUAUAUAUAUAUAUAUAUAUAUUUAUUUAUUUAUUUAUUUAUUUAUUUUUAUUUAUUUUAUUUUAUUUAUUUUAUUAUUUUUUUCCUGUGGUGACAGUGUGUAGUUCGUUAAAUCAGUGAAAUUAAUGAGACUAUGCAUAUAUGAGAAGCCUGAUAAAAGAUCAUAGUUUAUAUAUUGGAGGACAAACAUUGACAGAAAUCUGCUUCACAUGUAAUUGUUUCUACUUGUCACUAGUUUAGGAAGUUAUCUCGGACUAUGAGCUCAUCUUGACAAGACUUCAAGAAAUUUGGUUUUCUUCUGUAAACUUGUCUGCAUAGUUGUCUUUUUAACUGCUUCAUUAUGUUUGUUAUUAUUUGUGUUAUUAUAAGUACUGGCCAAAGAAUUUUUUAAGAGUCAAAAAACACUGAAAAUUGCAGCUCAGGAUUUCCAGAGCACUGUGAAUUCAUAGUUUCAUCGUGAAAUCAAACCUUGUUGACAAACGAGAUAAGAUGAUCAAGAUAGCAUGAACACACAAAAAAAAUAUACAAAUAAAUAAAUAAACUAAAAUAAACUAAAAUAUAUAAAUAAGUGAAUAAAUAGAAAUCACCCUCCUCAAUUUUGGCACUUAUGUACUUGUCUUUUUUUAGAUGUAGCACUAAACUCAAGGAUUGUAAAGCUUGCGAUAUUGAAAAUUGGAAAAAAUUAUUCCAGUUAUUUUCUCUGAUUAAUAGAACCUUUAUAAAGAAUAAGAACCUUUAUAAAGAGUUAUACAGUGUUUCUGAGUUCCUAGGAAUACAGCAUGGAUAUGAAACUACUGGCAUUAAAAAAAUAAACAAAAAUGGAAAAAAAUUAAUUCAAAUAUUUUCCUGUAAAAAAUUAAAAUGUGUUCUCUACUUAAAGAGGAAGUCUUAUAAAUGGUUAUAAAAUAUUUUUUGAGUUGCUAGGAAUGCAGCAUAAAUAAUGACAAUUUUUAACUUGAUAAUAAAAUGAAGUUACAGUGGAGACUCAAUACUCGAACAUGAUUCGUUCCAAAUGGCUGUUCGAGUAUUUAAAAGUUCGACUAUUGAUACCUAUAAAUCAGGUAUUUCGUUCCAAUCUUAGCAAAAUCUCAAGUUUAUGUAAAUUUGAAUGUAUUUUUUUACAAUUUUGAUUUGUGCAUACCGUAUGUGAAGGCUGGUGAUGGAUAACUUAGAAGAGGAGGGAGGUCGCUGAGGGAUGAAAAUAUCUUUGUAGUUUCUGGUGUACGUGAUUCCUGUGAAUCCACAAAUGGAGUGCUGUGGCUCAUUAACACUUGCAGUUUCACCAGAUUCCUUAUUUCAUCACUAAUAAGCCUCUUUGGUACCAUCGUAAAAGAAUGUUGCUUUUCUCCAAACUGCGGCAGGACAAGGGAUGCACACCGGCAUCCGGUAUACCGGUAUUACGGUAAUACCGGAGGGGGAAGGGGGACCUCAGGGAGCCUUUGCUUACAACCACGUGUGUGAACGUUCGAUCACGGUGCGUUCGACAGUUUUUUUUUUUUUUCCCCCCCCCGAGUAUUAAAUCAAAAUUUUGCUUUCGAGUAUUUAGACGUUUGAGUAUUGAGUCUCCAUUGUACUUGAAAAAUUCAAUGGAUACAUGCUUUUUAUAUAAAUAUUAUUCUUUGUAUAUUUACUUGUUGAAUUGUCAUUAAUCUUAGAGGAUAAUCUUGUAUCGCAAAACUUGUUAAAUUUUUUGUUCAAGCAUGAAAUUUUUGAAAAAAAAUUAAAUCCUUUUCUCUGAUUA